Molecule: messenger RNA, 1869 nt
Organism: Cordyceps militaris CM01
Lineage: Eukaryota; Fungi; Ascomycota; Sordariomycetes; Hypocreales; Cordycipitaceae
Product: General substrate transporter
Exons: 8
Coding region: 1-1869 (622 amino acids)
Biological process (GO): transmembrane transport
Cellular component (GO): membrane
Molecular function (GO): myo-inositol:proton symporter activity
Source: RefSeq, a predicted model, not a curated record
AUGGACCCUGAAAAGAAGAUUGUCCUCGAGCAGGACGAGGUUGUCACCGGACCUGCGCCGCUGACAUCGGAAGCCGCCAAGAAGCUUGCCGCGCUCACCGUAGAGGCCGAGAUCCAGAACCCCCUCGUAGGCGUUCCCCGUGAUGAGCUCCUCGCUCGUGUGACGGCGUUCCAGCAGGGAAAAGGACUGCCCGAGGAUAUCCUGCCGCUCCUGAAGAAGGGCGCCCUCGUCGCGCAGAACCCUGCCGGCUUUGAAGAGCUCGAGGACCUGGAUGAGGAUGACAAGGGCGCCUUGCGCAGCGAAGUUACCCACAGAUGGAACCAUCCCUGGGCCCUCUACUACACCAUUAUCCUCAACUCCAUUGCCGCAGCCAUUCAAGGCUGGGACCAGACCGGUUCCAACGGCGCCAAUCUUGGCUUCCCGGAAGCUCUUGGCAUUCCCGAUUUUAGCCCCGCUUGCGGCCCUGAUGAGACUUCAGGCCUCUGCGCCAGAAAUGCUUGGCUCGUUGGCGUCGUUAAUGCCAUGCCUUACAUCACCAUCUGUCUCUUCGCUUGCUGGAUCUCCGACCCUCUCAAUGAGCUCAUGGGCCGUCGUGGCGUCAUUUUUGUCGCAGCAAUCUUCUCUUUGCUCGCUCCUUUCGGCAUGGCUUUCUCACAGACCUGGGGUCAGCUUGCGGCGUCUAGAAUGCUGCUCGGCAUCGGUAUGGGAUUGAAAGAGGUCACUGUCCCCGUCUUCUCGGCUGAGAAUGCCCCGUCAAUCAUUCGUGGCGGCCUCGUCAUGUCUUGGCAGCUCUGGACUGCUUUCGUUCCCGAUAUUUCGUGGCGCCUCCAGCUCGGCUCGGCCUUUAUUCCUGCCGUGCCCCUUGUUCUGGGCAUCUAUUUCUGCCCCGAAUCCCCUCGUUGGUAUCUCAAGAAGGGCAAUCACAUCAAGGCCUGGAAGUCGCUGCUCCGCCUUCGAAACACGCCGCUUCAGGCUGCCCGCGACUUGUUCUACAUUCACUGCCUUUUGGAGCACGAAGCCAAGAUCAUCGAGGACGCCGGCCUCAAGGUCAAUGGCAGUGUCUUCACUCGUUUCAUUGAACUGUUCACAAUUCCUCGAAACCGUCGCGCUACCCAGGCUUCUGGUAUUGUCAUGAUUGCACAGCAAAUGUGUGGUAUCAACAUUAUUGCAUUCUACAGUAGCACUAUUUUCCGCCAGAGUGGCGUUUCUGCUUACAAUGCUCUUUGGGCCAGCUUCGGCUUUGGUUUGAUCAACUUUCUCUUUGCCUGGCCUGCUGUAUGGACCAUUGAUACCUUUGGUCGCCGUGCUCUCCUGCUUUUCACCUUUCCCAACAUGUUCUGGACAUUGCUUGUGGCCGGUCUUUGCUUCCUCAUUGACAAGGACCUGGAACAAAGCACGCCUCGCAUUGCCGCUGUUGCGACUUUUGUAUAUCUCUUUGGCGCUUUCUAUUCUCCUGGUGAAGGCCCGGUACCCUUCCUCUAUUCCUCGGAGAGCUUCCCGUUGUCUCAUAGAGAAGUCGGAAUGUCUUGGGCUGUUGCAACAAACAACUUCUGGGGUGCCGUCUUGAGCUUGACGUUCCCUCGCAUGCUCCGAGCGAUGACGCCGACUGGCGCGUUUGGAUUCUACGCAGGCAUGAACCUCGUUGCAUUGGCCCUCAUUUUCUUCUUCAUGCCGGAGACGAAACAGAAGAGUCUCGAGGAACUGGACUACGUCUUUGGCAUCUCUACUCGGGUGCACGCCAACUAUCAGCUCCGGACCGUGCUGCCGUGGGGUUUCAGGCGCUACGUCCUCCUGCAGAAGGAUGCCAUCUGCCCUCCUCUAUACAAGGAGGACAACAAGGUCGCCCGACCCAACGAGGGUAAAGUCUGA